AUGAGUAGUGCAGAAUCACCAACAUCACCAUCAACAGAAGAACAACAACAAAAUAAUACAUCAUCAUUAUCAUCACAAUUACAUCAAUCAACACAGAUUGUAUAUCCACCAAACGUUACAGAGAUCACUGUAUACUCUGUAUUGUACGGACAUUGGGGCUAUUGGCCUGGACGUGCCGCACGACCAUCCGAAGUCGCUCAAUCAGUACUUCGAGGUUGUAAGAAGGACCAAUUCCUCGUCUAUUUCUUUGGUUCAAACGACUACGGCUUUGUAAAGGAUAAUCAUAUCAAAGCAUAUUGCUCAAAAGAAUUAAUGCAACAAAAGUUGAAGGCAGCUGAUAUGAAGAAGAUGACAAAGGCAAUUGAUUGUGCUGAGCAGUGGAUCAACGCAAAGUCACAUGAGUUCCCAGUGCACCACGAGGUCAGGAAGGUCAAGAAGGAGGUGGAUCACGACUACUCUACACCGACCAAGCCAAGACAGCGUAGAAGAGCGCCCGCCAAGCCGAGCACGGCAGCGGCCAAACGCAAGAUCUCGGCGGUCAAGCAGGAAAAGCUCUCACAGCAAAGGGAUGAGGAGAUUGUGGACAACGACACGUCAGAGUCCAACGACUCGUCGUCCAUGGUCACGCCCACAAAGCGAUCGCCUCUGCAGUUCCUUGGCAAGAACAAUCAUUCUCCAACGUCACAGUACUCGACACAAGGCUCAAGCACAUCGUCCACGACCACUGCACCGGCCAACGACGGCAAUCUCUUCUCUCCUCUGGCCACUCAAUCAAUCACACCUCUGUCUCACAAGCGCAAGCAGCUGGACUUCCAUCCACCCACGCCCUACAAGCAGCCGCCAAUCAAACAGGAACCUGGCGCGGCAAAGAUGGACAAUGAGAUGGUUGAGGCCGAGAUGCUGCAUCUCCUGGCUCUGCACGGUCCCAUCACCAUUGAGGAGCUGCGCGCCAAGGUCACGCUGCCAUGUGACAACAUGCAACGCAUUGUACAGGUGUGCGAGAAGAUCGCCUGCAGGGAUGUGAAUGACAAGUGGUCGCUGACCAACGACCGAUACAGCAAUGUGCGCGAGUCAUGGCAUGGCUAUCAAAAGGAUGAGGAAAAGAAGAAGAUACGCAAGAGGAAGCAAGAUUCAUUGGCUGCACAUCUAGCACAGUCGCGACAAGAAAAGGAGAAUGGAAAGGAGAAGGAGCAGGCGGAUAUCCCGUCAUUAGCCAAUGUCGAACCUGUCCCUGUUGUACAGACACUCAAUCUGACGACAACAACAACAACUACAACGACGACAAUGACAAAGACACCUGGCAGCAGGAUACAAGUAUCAUCAUCAUUCACUCCUCUCUCGCCCAAGGCCAAGAAGAAGUUGGCCGACCCAUUGUUGGACCUCACGCCCAUCAAGCCAAGGCCAUCUCUCACAACAAACUCAAAUACAAACACCAACACAGACAAUAUUGCCACGUUGGAUCAAUGUACAAUGGACUCAUUGCAGCCAAACGCUAUGGAUACUACAAUCCCGCUGUUGGAUGAUGUUUCAGCACCUCAACAACAGAUGACGAUCGACAGCUUUGAGGAGGAAGAGGACGAGGAUGAUAGGAUCGUCUCUACACAGAAUGGCGGGGGAUCUUCGAGCCAGGGCAGUCAGAAGAGCAGCAGUGGCAUCACAAGUAGUCAACAGCAACAGAUCAACACAACGAUAAACAACAUCUACUUUAGCAACAACAACUAUUUGACACAGCAGACAACGCCAACGCCGCCAACACCACCACCCUCGCACAACCUUCGGCCGCCAUCGACACCCUACUCGUCGCCAGGCAUCCCUCCUACGCUAGUAGUUGUAUCGCCUUCAAACAAGAAACGCGCCAAUUACUAUGCCUCUCCAGACGACUCGGACGGCGACUACAUCGCCCCUACCAUCCCCAUCAACUUUAAUGACGCCCAGACAUCCACCACGACCACAUCGAACAAGACAGCAUUCCAACAUCACAAUGGCUCCACUGUUAUAAUCGAUCAAACACAACUACGUGACAUUGUCAAUGACUCUGAUCACAUCAAGUCAAUACUCAAAGAGUCGCUGAAGGAUCUGUUCUCCAAUCACUUCAAACAACAUGCUAUGAAGGACCUACGUGGCAUCAUUGACAAAGAAGUGGCGGCCAAGAUCAAUCAGAUCAAGGAGGACAUUGUCGACGAGUUCAACAGUCAGCUGGGGCAAGAGACCAAGAAGAGGAAGAAGUCCAUCCAAACAGUCAUUCACUCACUCACCGACAUUGAGCAAUCAAUAUGUUCACUGAAGCAAAACCUUGAGCGACUGAUCGAGCGGUAA
This is a messenger RNA of Acytostelium subglobosum LB1, 2316 nucleotides long. RefSeq lists its product as hypothetical. Bases 1 to 2316 code for a protein of 771 amino acids. NCBI's taxonomy places the organism in Eukaryota, Evosea, Eumycetozoa, Acytosteliales, Acytosteliaceae. The transcript has 2 exons. The record is from RefSeq and is a predicted model, not a curated record.